UGGAGCAAUUGCUCCAAGUGGAGGAGGAGAACUUUCUCCUUUUACUUUCGGAUGCAGUGGCUUGGAAUAUGAUCUAGGAAUAAACAGGUUUACUUCAUGAGGACUAAAAGUGACUUUUACAAGGACUGGGCAGAAAACCUCAAUCGACAGAAUGGCGCAGAUGCCGAGCAGGAUGCUGCUGUCAAACUUGCCCAGGAACGAGCAGAGAUAGUUGCCAAGUAUGACAGAGGACGAGAUGGUGCACAGAUUGAGCCAUGGGAAGAUGCUGACUAUCGCCUGUACAAAGUUACAGAUAGAUUUGGGUUUCUACAUCCAGAGGAGCUUCCUGUCCAUGAUGCAGCAAUAGAAAAACAAAAACACCUUGAAAUUGAAAGGACCACAAAAUGGCUUAAGAUGCUGAAAAGCUGGGAAAAAUACAAGAAUACUGAAAAGUUUCACAGGAGAAUUUAUAAAGGAAUCCCAUUGCAGUUCAGAGGGCAAGUUUGGUCUUUACUACUUGAUGUCCCUAAAAUGAAAGAAGAAAUGAAAGACUUGUACAGCAAAUUGAAGUGUCAAGCACGAGGGUCUUCACCAGAUAUUAGGCAAAUUGAUCUUGAUGUAAAUCGAACAUACAGAGAUCAUAUUAUGUUUCGAGACAGAUACGGUGUUAAGCAACAAUCUUUAUUCCACGUUUUAGCUGCAUAUUCCAUAUACAACACGGAAGUUGGAUACUGUCAGGGAAUGAGCCAGAUCACAGCUUUACUCCUAAUGUACAUGAAUGAAGAAGAUGCCUUCUGGGCCUUGGUGAAACUUCUCUCGGGUCCAAAGCAUGCUAUGCACGGUUUUUUUAUUCCUGGUUUUCCGAAACUGUUGAGGUUUCAAGAACAUCAUGACAAAAUACUGAAUAAGUUUUUGUCCAAACUUAAGCAGCACUUGGACUCUCAGGAGAUGUCCACUAGCUUUUACACCACAAAAUGGUUUUUCCAGUGUUUCCUUGAUCGCACUCCCUUUACGUUAAGCCUCAGGAUAUGGGAUAUCUACAUACUUGAAGGAGAGCGGGUUCUCACUGCUAUGUCGUACACAAUUCUGAAGAUACAUAGAAAACAUCUGAUGAAAUUACAAAUGGAAGAGCUUGUAGAAUUUCUGCAGGAGACUCUAGCUAAGGAUUUCUUCUAUGAAGAUGACUAUGUAAUAGAACAGCUCCAAAAUUCUAUAUCAGAAUUGAAACGAGCAAAGUUGGAUUUACCAGUAGCUGAAGAAUUUUGGAUUUUUCACUUGUUGUUGAAGAACACACAAGUAGCAGUUUGGGGGAUAUCUUUGUGCUGCAGAACCAUGGAUCCUUAUACCACUUCUCUCCUUCCAAUGUUUGUUAUGGUAGGAGGUAAAGAAGAUGAAUUUCCAAAGAAGCCGUUGGGGCAAAUUCCAUCAGGACCUCAGCCUGCUAUGCUUAAUUCCACUCCAAUGCUUAAUGGACAAAAUAGCACUGGUACACAAACAAUAAGAAGGACAGAGAGGAGACCAUCUCCUGUAGAAGAACCAGAAAAUUCACCAAAUAACCGAAAAAGAAUUAAUUCUCUGGAAAAACAACCUUCCUUAAAACAGCAGAAGUCUCGCCUGAUAGACACUCAGAGUAGUCAAUCUAAAAAUGAGGUUGAUGCCAGAAGAAAACCUCAGCCAACUGGGCAAGACAACUCAAAACAAUAUGAUAAUGCAGCUGCUAACCAAAAUUCUAAUGCUACUUCACAUACAAGAAGGGAAUUUGUACCUAAGUGGAAUAAACCGUCUGAUAUCAAAAUAAUUGAAAAGACUAUGAAACUUACGGCGGAGGUGAAAGGAAGGCCAAUAAAUAAUUCUGUUUCAAGCUCACCACCAAGUCCUACAGAAACACAGCCUUUGAAUGUAAAACAAAAGAUGAGGGUUUUGGAUGCUGAUGAGGGUAAGCGUGGGUCUAAUGCAUCACAGUAUGACAACGUUCCAGAAGCUGAUCAUGAGAAUGAGAAUCUUGUUGAAGAGAUGCUUGAGAGAGUUCAUCCACAGAGUCCUAGGCAUGUAGCAUACACUAACAGUCCAAGAAAACAAACUGAAAAAAUACCUGUUCCAUUAAAAAUGUCCAACAAUUAUACCUUUACUUCACAACCCAGAUCUCCAAAAUAUUCAUUGCAAUCUGAUGGAUCACCUCAUGGACUAAACACAAAGCAGCUGCUGCCCUCUUAUAGCAAUCCUCCGACUUACCAUGGAAAUUCUCCAAAGCAUAUCUCCAGCAUAAGCAAUACAAGUUCUAUACCUCUUCAUUAUCGUGGGAAUCGAACCAGCCCUUCUGGUAGGCCAUAUGGCUCUUUUAUUUCAGCAGAUUAUUCUCCUGAUAAAUUACAAGUGAAUUCCUAUCCUGCGGGUCGCCAAAAUCCUCUUUCACCAGCCCCUACUCGGAUAGAUGUAGCCCCUGUCGAUGCUUACACCAGCAACUUGAGGUCCGCUACAGGUGUCAAAUUCAUAAUGCCUCCAGUGGAUUAUUUACCAGAAGACAGAAAGUGGCCAGAUGCUGCUUACGUGUAUAGACAUGAACCGUACAGGCAGCCCUGGAGCCAAGAUGUUAACAGGGGCCACUUGGAUAAUUUCCAGAAAUACCAGCAUUUUCAGUCAACACCUUUUGAAGACCAUAGUCUUCCUGCUGUUUCUGUGGAUAGCUCAGUAAGAUACAGGACUUCACCAGCCUUUGAAGAGCAAGGUUCACCACAAUACCAAUAUUCAAAUCCAUCAGCCCAAGUCCAACACUACCGAAAUAGAAAUGAUGGAUUAUCUAUGCAUGAAUCUGUGCUUCUCUGAAAAUGUCUGUUCUUAUUAAAAUGGCAAGAUCCAAACCCAGUUAUACAUUACUGUGUUAGUAGUAGUCCACCUCAUUUCUUCUAUGAAAUGUGGACAAUUCAUGUGACUCUGCAAAAGUAACAACGCUAUUUCAGAGCUGUUUCAGACUUUUCUCUGAAGGCUAGGUGAGUUCUUAGACUUGCAUUGAAGCUAUUGAAAGUGAUCUGAUGCACAUAGACAUAGCAAUAAGAUCAUAUACACAAUAUGGCUAACACUGUCAUUUUCCCUCAAUUGAAAUAACUUGUGUUAUGAUCUUUCUGCCUAAAACCUAACGCAUUUGCGAGUUUUAUUUUGACUGACAUUGUUAAUGCACUGUAUUAAGUAUGUGUGCGUGAGUGUGUGCUUGCAUACACAAAUGCAUCUGGAAAAGAACUAAAGAGCUUAAAUGUAAAUGCAUUUAACUUUGGACAGAGGUUGUGAAGUACUUUUAUUUCGUAUUAAUUUUUCUUUGUAAUUUAUUUGAGAAGCCAUUCAUUUUGAAUGGGAAUUUCUGUCAUUUUUAUACAGCUGCCUCAGUAUCCCAGUAUCUGUUCUGGGCAGGAGAGAUACUUUGGGAUUAUUAAUUUAAAUUUAUGUGAGAGUUAAUUUCCUCUCCUUUGACUACUGUUUGUCAUUUUCCUCAGCAAGAAGGAGCAGACAGGCAAGAGCAGAAAGCCAAAAGCAUCUCUAUAAUCUGGCUAAGGAAUGGUGCUUAAAAUUCAGGGCAGUCUCUAGUUUCUUAGGUGAAUUGAAAGUGGAUAAUUUUUACCUUUGCACCUAAAUCUACCUUCAGAAUGUCAUAUAUGCAAAAUAUGGGAGCGCAGUAAGAGUAAUGCCACAUCCAGAAAUGGUGCUGCACCCUUCACUUUUUGCCGUGCUGUGCUGUCGAACUAAACAAAUUGGUUGCAAGGCCAAAUCUCAUAGGUAUCAGAGGAUUACUGGCUCCUUGAUGCUCUCAAGAAGCACACGCAGGAGAUUGAGACUUGGUUGUGACUUGAUAUCCCCUGAGCUGUGUGCAUGUGCAGUGUCCUUUCUCUUAAGCUUUGUCAUGUCAGUUCUAUUUUGUUCCCCCCUUCCCCCCCCCAAAGAGCCAGAAGACUCGUGUCUGUGAUUGGGCAUGGGCUGCUGAGAGAAUGCAUUUGUUUUUUUUUAAACUCUAAAAUCAACCUGACUGCUAAUAGGAAGCUUAGACUCGUGGUAAGGUGUUUUUAACGAGUGUUUGCAGCUUCUUCUGCUUUGUGUUUUCCUUUCAUUGACUGUGAAACAGGGGUGACAAAAGUGCAGGUUAAAGUGGCCCGUGUAGGAUGAGCGCCAGGUAGGAAGGGCUGGAUGCACCGACCUCUCAUUGAAGCCAGUGGGAGUUGAGGCAGAUAAGGAUCUUGCCAGAAGAGGUCCUUGGAGUGCUUAGCAGAGAGAUUUUCUGAUGCUUAAGGACCAAGCAUUUGGUAUCACCAUCAGUUUUGGAUGGUUUAGAAGGUUGUCCUAUUAUCUUUUGUUUUGUAAGAUUUGUUAAUUAAAGACAUAGAAGUGGAUUAUUUUUUUUCCUUUAAAGAAUGAGCUUUAGUGCCUAUUAUUGCUGCAGGUUGGCUCUGUAAGUUUUAAGGUACAGAAGUAAAACAAUUUUUACAAAUGGAAGUAACAUUUACUUAGUAUAUUUCAAAAACUUUUUGUGUAUAUGAUGUGUCUGAUGUAAUUUUUAAUGAACUGGGCAAUUUUAUAUUUUAAGGAUUGCAAACUGCAGCGAAGUAAUGGUAGCAAAGCACUACACUGAAACUCUAAGAUUGUGAAGAUAAAUAUGACUUGGGAUUACCUUAGUUCUGAUUGCUUAUAGCAGCUUAGAAAUGUAUGUAUAUAAUACUGUGGCUAAGUGUAAUAAUCUCAGUGUUUAACGAUGGUUCUGUAACUCAUAACAAAGCUGUACAAUUUAUUUGUGCAAGCAACACAAAGCUCCAAAAUAUGUAUCAGCAGUAGUAAAUACUGUAGAUUUUUAUAUAUAAAAUAUAUACACACUAUUUUCUUAUGUCAUCUGCAACAGUUUUAUAACUGUGUAUCCAAUUUUGAUGUGACUGUAUUUUUAACAUGUUAAAAUAAUAAUAAUUAAGCUUC
Molecule: messenger RNA, 4926 nt
Organism: Tympanuchus pallidicinctus (lesser prairie-chicken)
Lineage: Eukaryota; Metazoa; Chordata; Aves; Galliformes; Phasianidae
Gene: USP6NL
Product: USP6 N-terminal like
Exons: 17
Coding region: 97-2802 (901 amino acids)
Source: RefSeq, a predicted model, not a curated record